Aspergillus ibericus CBS 121593 is the source of this 1644-nucleotide messenger RNA. RefSeq names its product elongin A domain-containing protein. Bases 151 to 1245 code for a protein of 364 amino acids. Gene Ontology annotation, biological process: transcription elongation by RNA polymerase II. Lineage: Eukaryota; Fungi; Ascomycota; Eurotiomycetes; Eurotiales; Aspergillaceae. Gene Ontology annotation, cellular component: nucleus; elongin complex. The transcript has 3 exons. The record is from RefSeq and is a predicted model, not a curated record.
GGGCUCAAUGGCCUCAAGCUCAUGGCUUCCUGAUUGCCGCUGGUCAUCUCCCAUGCCUCCAUCCGCAGCCUCUCACUUGUCCCUUAUAUAUGAUAAUUCUUUCAUGUCAGCUUUUUGGUUAUUUUUUGGUGCCCAUCCCGAUCCACGAUCAUGCCGCCGCCGUCCCUCCUGCAUCUCUGCACGGCGACUGCGAUUAGGAACGUGAAGCAUCUGAACGAUAUCGGAAACAUGCCCUAUGCGCUUGCUCGUCCAUUCCUACUCAAAGUGGAGAGCCCCGAGAAACUGAGAUCUCUGGAACUGCAGUCCCCACACCUUGUGCGAGAUGAUGAGGAGCUCUGGCUCGAGUUUAUAAAGCGAGAUAUCCCACGAUGGGAGGAAUACGAUCUGCCUGAGAGACCCGAUUGUUGGUAUGACGUAUAUUGUGACCUUCGGGAACAAGUUCAAAGGGCUUUGGAUGAAGAUGCUGAAAAGCUGAAGCUGGCUCUAGAUGGCAUCAGCUCGGAGCGCGAAAAGCACAGUGCGAAAUUCGUCACGGAUCGACGAAUCAUCGGUCUUCCCCGUGAAAGGCCGACCGCAAAGCAGCGAUAUGCUUCCUUCGACCGAAGGAUGGGUGGGAUUGCUCCCGUCUUCUCGUCUAAGACCGGGGCUGGCCCCUCAGACCCUAUGGGGUCGCCCGCCUGGACAUUUGGUAGACCCCAGGCUCCGCGAGAGACCAAGAAGAAGAAUAGUAUCUUCACGGCAACAAGGAGGAAUACCGUUCUGACUGUGCCCACCAAACAUCUCAAUAACAGGGCGACCCAGGUCAGACAGGCCCCCCGCGCUUUGAUUGAGGAACACAGGCGUCCUGCUGAGCCCGCUGUCCCUCGGCGACAGGAGACCCCAGCUCUGAGAGCGCCCGGUCGGUCGCGGUCGCAGGUUAGUACUGGCUCUGUAAGCCAGAACAAUCCGAUAGUCAAUUCUACUUUGCGUGAGAGGGAAGCCCGUCUGCGAGCAAUAACCUCAGGACGGGCCACGAACCCGCAGUCGCAGUCGCCUGCUGCGACCAGCAAGCCGGUGGGAAAUGCACCGACAUCACCGCCUACAAGGAAUCCGUCCGAAUCUUUAGCAAAGGAGGCGAGAUCCCAGUUGAGGUCUGGUGUAGAGGAUACGCCAGCAUCCCCGCCGCAGCCACCCCGUCCUGCAGUUGUUCGGAAAAGGCCUGCUCCAAGCCUCUUCAUUCAACCCAAGAAGAAGAAAGUAAAUUGACGGGACAUAUCUUGCAACGAAGUCCCCUUGCAUCGUUAGAUAUACAGGAUCACCAUUAUUCAUAGGAUUGGCGUUCGGCACCAGCGCGGUCUAGUGCACAGGUUGAGUUGAUGGCGUUUUGCAAAUGAUACCACUGAAGGCUUUCUUUCGUUUACUUUUCCUUUCCUUUUGGACAUCCCAGACUCGAGUCAGGCGCGGUAGCCUUUGCAUAUCCGACGGGGACCUCUAUCUAGAGGGCCAUAUCGCAAACGCAUGGCGAGUUCUAUACAUGGGAUGUUUGGUUCUCAAGCACCCCAUUCUAUAUUCUCUGGCUCGUCCCUACACCUUCCCUCCGCCAUAGAUACAGAUGCCACAGUUCUAGCCUAGAAAGCUAUAGAUAUAUAAUACCCAUCCACCAGG